AUGGCGGACAUGUACGACUGUCACAGUGCUGCAGAUGCAACGUCUUAUACUACACAGCGCAAUCAGGUCGAGUCACGCCUACUGCGCCUUACUGCUGCGGAAUGCAACGCGAUCUUCGCCUUCGCUCUUAACACAGCGAGCCUCCAGCCAACACAGACCGACAGCCUCCAGGUUGUCAAAAUUGGCCACGCAUUGAACCAGAUAUGCGCACAGAUCCGCAAAGAGACGCAGCAAUUUCUCGAUUUGUACUCCAGGCUACACAUGAUCAAUCCCGUCAGGACACGCCAGAUUCUCAGUGUCAUAAGAGCGCAGGAACGUGCCAAGCUGCUGGCACUGGAACUGGGUUCGGCGUAUUGCGAGUACAUUGGCAGACGUUCGUUUCCUAAGAUGGACAAGGGUGCGCUGGCGCGUACAUUCCCAAAUGUGGAGCGCAUCGUGCUGCUGCAUCAUUCAGAAGAAUGGGAGGACAGACAGCUUGUUAGCAGUUCUGAAGUCUCUGUGCAAGCGUAA
Macroventuria anomochaeta is the source of this 510-nucleotide messenger RNA. RefSeq lists its product as uncharacterized. Lineage: Eukaryota; Fungi; Ascomycota; Dothideomycetes; Pleosporales; Didymellaceae. Bases 1 to 510 code for a protein of 169 amino acids. The transcript has 2 exons. The record is from RefSeq and is a predicted model, not a curated record.